AUGGGUAAUAUCUUGGGAAGAAAGAAAACUGUGAAAAUCAUGAAGACCAAUGGCAAGAGUUUCAAGCUCAAAACUCCGGUAAAAGCUGGUGCCGUUGUAAAAGAUUUUCCUGGCCAUGUUCUUUUUGAAUCUGAAUCCGUGAAGCGUUUCGGUAUCAGAGCAAAGCCUUUGGAUCCUAAACAAUACUUGGAAACCAAAAGGGUUUAUUUCAUGGUGCAACUUCCCAGGUGGAAAGUGAGAACCCCGAGAAGGGUUGGGUUGGGAAUCCAGGUGGGUGCCAAGGAGAGGCUAGAGAAUCUGAAGCUUUCUCGUAGUGAGGUUGAUGAAAAAGAGAGAGAAGUGGUGACUAGUGUGAAGCUGAAGUUACCAAAGUGGCAAGUGGAGAAACUGUGGAAAGAGAGUGAGAGUGUCUCUGAUUUCUACAACAAGAUCAGAUCACUUUGUCUCCUCAACAUUCCAAAUGGUUUGAUUAUUUAG
This is a messenger RNA of Eruca vesicaria subsp. sativa (arugula), 477 nucleotides long. Lineage: Eukaryota; Viridiplantae; Streptophyta; Magnoliopsida; Brassicales; Brassicaceae. The record is from the annotation of a GenBank genome assembly.